UUGAAGCGUUUCGGUUCGUCGUGGUUCCGUUCGAAUGUCGCGCGCGCGUUUCACUGAGACCCUGAGGCUCUGCAUACAGAGCGCUCCGCAGUGAGUAUUUAAACACCCCGAGUUCAGCACUGGCCUACGAAAGGAUAAUACGAGCGAGCAGUUGUACCGAGGGAAAAUACUCGAGUGGAAAAACCAAUAAAUCCAACUCACCUGGUUGAAGGGGCUGUUGUGUUAUGUGUUGUUUUUUCGUUUCGUGCGAUUCGCUCUGCCGCUCAGGGCUAAUCGAUUAAUGUCGGUGUGUUGAUGCGAAAGGAGUUGGCGAGGAGCCGAAAGUGGGCGAAAAAGAGUGAAAAGUGAUUCACCCGUAGUAUGUGGUAGUGUCUGCCAGGGGGGAAAACGGUGUCAGGAUAACUGGAUUACUCGUGGUUCACUAAGCUGCCAGUGCUGCUACCGCUGCGGGAAUUGAAAAAAGGGGGCCACACGGACAAAAGGUGCAACCGACCUGUCCUUGCUAUUGAGUGAUGAUAUGCAGUGAGGCGAAUAUUCCGCGCUUCGGGAAAUUUAUACAAUGUAAAUGAGGGUAGUUAUUUUUACUGGUGGAAGAGCGUGAAUGAAUGAUUAAUAGUGCAUCGGAUAGAUAUCAUUCCCCAAGCAAGUGUAAUGCAAACCGAGAAUAAAUAAGGUGAUUGAUUAUUCGUCAACCGGCGUAAGUGCGAAUGAGCGAUUGCGAGGAAAAAAGCUCCACAAGAAGUAGUGUUUAAAGUUGUCCCACAGCGACACGUGUUGAUUGGCGGUAAACGUCCCACUUACCAGUGUUUCACGAAGAGAUGAAUCAAUAAGUGGAGGGCAUGUGAUGGUUACGGUGAUUAAACCCCGACGAGUGAUUGUGGGGCACAUAAAGUGCUGAAUAUGUGAUCGAUGUGAGCCGAGGAUUAGUGCAGUGCACACACAGCGGAAAUUGCUUUUUUAUAUUGUUUAUGGAAUAAUAAUGAAACAUACGUCAUUGUUGUAGGCGGAAUGAGUGGAUUUGAUGAGCAAAGCAUGUGGAAAUAUUAUCGUUGUAUAGUGCAUUGGAUUGGAAUAUAUACACAAUGAUGAAAUGUUAAAUAAGUGAGGCGAAUCAUCGUACCGUUCUGUCUAGAUAUUGAUUAUCAUGCUGCGGGCCUUCGGAUCUGGUCAUUGAAACCCGAAUUGAUCCUGUCGAGGGAAAGUCACGAAAAGGGAUUUCCACUUCAGGCUUUCUUUUGAUUCUGAUACGGCGACGUGUUUGAUUAUUCAAAAGGAGGACAAACCCCGAGCCGGGACAAAUAGAACAAGCUAUCGGCGAACCUAAUGGACCUGUAAUCAACCGUGGUGGAUCGAGAAAAAAUUGAAACUUUCCCAAGUCGGAAAAUUCAACGUCACGUUCACGGAAGUUUCCGGAAAGCACGGAACAAAAAAAUAUAUCGAAAUACCACCCAAAUGGCUUCGGGUGGGAUGUGAUUGUGUUGCAAAUUUGGCCGCAAAGGAAGCCAGUGUGAGUCAGUGAAAGGUUCUAUUAAAUGUGUUUCUCGCUUCCGAUACAAAUGAUAUCUUAUUUCGCUCCGAGCAGCGAUCCGUUCGAAGCCACCAUUCGCUGGAAAUGAGAUUGAAUGGUCGAGAUAUACCCGCGAACAAAGCCGGUACGGGACAGGUGCUAAUGAAAUUGUGCGGAAAUGUCCUCGCCGCUGUUGACGGUGCUAAGGAAGCGUAAGAAAAAAGUGUGAUUAAUUCCCCCAAAGGAGCCUAACGGUCGAAAUAACAAAGGAAUUGCGGGCUAAUCUCAAGGUCGAAAAUAUACCGAAGGGUCUACACAGUGGUCGUAAAUGUGAUUUCUGUCGGUCCUGUCUUGUGUUGUUUGUUUUAUUUUUCUUGUGCAGUGUGAGUGAUUGUUUUGUGGUGAAGGAAGAGAAAUAGGAUGAUGGCGCAUUACGUGACAAAGCAUUAUUAUUACUUACGGAUCGUCGUUAUUCUGAUUGGAAUGCUGGAUCUGGGCGAAGUAAGAUGGAAGAGUGCCAACGGGAGCGCCCUCGUGGAUGCCAGUUCCGUGAUUGGCGAUGAAAAUGGUCCACUAUUUGAAGUACAAACAGCCGUCGGUCUGGACGUAUCGCUCCCGUGCGAUCUGCUGCCGACGACGAUGGCGAUGAUGACCGACAAAGUGACCCUGGUCAUCUGGUACAAGGAGGGUAACAGCAAGCCAAUUUACUCAUUCGACGCACGAGGCAAGAACCUCCAGCAGGCGAUCCAUUGGUCGGACGAGGCAGUCCUGAAGUCGAAGGCGUACUUCUACUACGAGACGAAUCCGCCAGCGCUGCGGAUUAAAAACGUCAAACAGGAAGACGCCGCGUUGUACAGGUGCCGCGUGGAUUUUCAAAAGUCGCCAACGAAAAACUGUCGGAUAGACCUGGAUGUGCUUGUGCCCCCCUCGAAGCUGGCCAUCCUGGACGAGAUGGGCGCAGCCAUCCAGAACAACAUCGUAGGUCCGUACCAGGAGAACACCGACAUCAACCUGACGUGCGUGUCCAGCGGGGGAAUCCCAACGCCCAAGGUAACCUGGUGGCGGGAGCAUGCCCUGCUGGACGACUCCUUUCUGAUCCUCCCGGAUGGGACGGUGAAAAACGUCCUCUACCUGGAGAAGCUGAGUCGCAGUGAUCUACACUCGGUAUAUACGUGCCAAGCCAGCAACGGACAUGUGGUGCCUCCACUUUCCAGUGCUGUUAAGUUAGAUAUGAAAUUGCCUCCGCUAUUCGUCGCCAUCCAGGGUCUGCAGGAUACACUGACGGCAGGGAUCAAGACACAAGUAUCCUGCCACACGGCUGGAAGCCGCCCUGCACCAAGCAUCGUGUGGAGCAAAGGCACCUCCAUCAUUCGGGGCUCGUCACAAACGACAUCUAAUGACGGGAACGUGACUGUUUCGGAGUUGGUGUUCGUGCCCGGACCGGAAGAUAAUGAAAAAUCAAUUACAUGCUCAAUUAGCUAUAACGAAUUCGGGGGACCAGCGAUCUAUCUCAAAGAUUCCCGUGUGCUGGAUGUCAGACAUGUUCCCGUGAUUUCGCUAUCACUUGGGGCUCCGCUGAAUUCCCAGAACCUGAUGGAGGGUUCAGACGUGUAUUUGGAGUGUGACAUCAAGGCGAACCCACCGGCAAAGAAGAUCGAAUGGUUCCACAACAACAAAGUGCUACAACCAGCGCGCGGCGUAAUCAUCUCCAAUCAGACGCUGGUGCUGCAGAGCAUCACGAAGGCGACCCACGGCGAGUACAUGUGCAGGGCGGCCAACACGCUCGGAACCGUCAACAGCAAUCAGCUCUAUUUGGAUAUCAAAUAUCCCCCGGUUUGCAAAUCAGAAGCACAAAUAAUACGCGCCGCAGUUAAGCAAACAGUUAACAUCACUUGCGAUAUCGACGCUAAUCCGAUGCCCAAUUUGCUCUUCCGAUGGCAAUUUAAUAACUCACUGGAAAGCAUGCUCGAGCUUCCUCCGUACACCAAUGUCGAAUCCGAGCUGCACCAUCAUCUGGUGCUGGCGGAGUCCGAACACGGUUCCCAAGGGGACCAUCCCCAUCACCAUCAUCAUCAUUCGUCCUCGUCAUCGGCUUCAUCAUCAUCAUCGCUGUCCUCCUCCUCCGCCGCGGCUUCCUCCGCCGGCGGCAGUAAUCACAAUGUCCUGGUGGGGCCGAGCCUAGAGGAAAUGGUGCGCCGAAAGCUGGAACGGCAUCAGCAGCCCCCCAAGACGACCCUCGUCGAUGGCCAGCUGUACAUGUACCGGAUCGAAUCGUUCACCAGCUUCGGUACGAUCACCUGCACCGCCACAAACACGUUCGGCCAGAGUGGCCACUGCCUCUAUCACAUCCUGGUGGCAGAUGUACCUGAUCCAAUUAAAAGUUGCACAAUAUCGAAUGUGACCGCCUAUACGGUGCAUGUGUCCUGUGUCCCCGGCAAGGAUGGUGGCAUCCCGCAGCAGUUCCACAUUGACGUUUUCGACGAGCACACGAAAAAGCUCCUCCUGAGCGUCACGUUCCACGGUUCGGAGAUGCUGCUGAAAAAGCUUCCGAGCGAUACCAGCUUCAUCAUCAAGAUCACACCAUUUAAUCUCCAGGGCACGGCUCCCAGCAGUUUCCGUGUCAAAGCUCAGACCCUGCCGGCCCCACUGCUGCGUACCGCCCCUUCGAAAGCGGUUCUCGUGCAGCUGACGCCCCUUCUGGGAGCGCUGGUUGGGGCCGCCGUGACGCUCAUCCUCGUCGCCAUCUGCAUCAUCAUUUUCGUCAAAUUCAAAACGAAGAAGAAGCAUCACUCAACACCAUCGACCGAGCAGGACAAAGGCAGCGCCGAACCGUUGAGUCGGAACAUUGGAAGCCAUUCCAGCAUCGACGAUAAGAACCCGGAUGUGAUCCCUCACGAAAACAGCGAAGAUGACGAGGAGAAGCAGUUCGAGCGGUUGGCGUUGGACACGGAGCGACUAAAGUUCACCCAGCAGCCCCCGGUGAAUUAUUCACCCACGCACGUGUCCCCCACGGGGAAUGGGCUGAAAAAGAACGUUUUCCUCUCGCAGCUUGGUGAGCUCUCGCUCACAACUAAUCCUAGUUACGCGAUCUAUAACUCACCGCUACGCAGCGCGUAUUGCAGCACUAGCAAUCCUUCGGGAGUGGCUACGACCGUGCUGCCAGCGAGGACGACAUCCCCGAACAUCUACACUCGAUUGCCUUUGCGAGAUUUUACGCCCAACACGUACGACAGUAUGCUCAGCACUUCCCAGUCAUCGACGGGGGGCUUCGCAACGUCCCAAAUCUACACGGCCAAAAUGCCGCUGCUGACGACGAAUUACGCCGAGCUGGCAUCACUGGACAAAUGAUAGCAGUCCACUGUCAGCGAGUCCAUAAAUUGUCAAUUCGAACACUGAAAGCUUCCGUCAAACGCUUUUGGGGGUGGGAGGAGCUCCUUGCCAUACAGAGAGAUUCAUUGAUGUACGUAUCAUUCGCGAUCGACCGUAGUUAGGAAUCCCAUAGAUAAAUGCUAUUAAACUGAUCGAUGGUUCAGAGCAGCAUCUUGUACAUACCGACAACCCCAUUUUUACGUACGUGUAGUCCUGAAGUCUAGUUAAAUUAUUGUUGAAAUUUGUAAACAGGCGGAACAAGACGCGGAGGAUCGAAUUUCUUACAUUUAGGAACGAAUGAAAGACGAAACAGUAUAUGUACACAAGCAGGUUAGUAGCGUAAUUUAUUGAGUAUUCUUGAACAACACGCGAAACGGCCAAAACUCUUGCGUUUUGAACGCGUUGUUAUUAACGCCUUCCUAGUUUAAGUCAACACCGACAGAGCAGAGAUAUCAGAUUAUUUUAUUUACUUGAGCAGCGAAAGUUUGAAUUUUUUGUUCGUAAUGAUAAGAAGCGUUCCAUAUCGGUUCAAAGCGUGCGUGGUUAUAUGUUUCUUCCGCUUUUUUUUCCAUCUCCUAUCCGUCAAUAUAAUUCUCGGUUAUGAUGACUGGAAAGUAAACAUCAGAUAACGGCGAGCGAACGGAGAGAAAACUAAACAGGGACUAGUUCAAUAAAUACACAAACAAAAAUAUUUUACAGCCAUCAGGCAUACCGAACCCAGAAACCGAGAUGCGAAGAGAAUGUCAAUAAACCAACAGCCAAACAUCACCAUAUCAGUUCAUAUCAGUGAAGACGGAAAUAUAUUCUCUGACGAUGUGAUGUGAUGAGUGACAGUGGGGGUGGAGGAUCCGCCGGGGAAUCCGCAGUGAACCUUAAAGUUCAAGUCAAAAUAAAGUUUUAUGACGUUUUUUAUGAUGCCUCUCUGAUGUGUUGAUGUUACCCUUCGAAGCGAUUCCCGUGAUAAGGUUCAACAUCGAUUGGAGGAACAAAGCGACGUGAAGCGUUUCAUUAUUUAUCCUGGUUCAAAAUAGUCCCACUGAGAGUAGGCGAUACGUUUACAAUCAUUUUACAGCACCAUAAUUGCUCCAAAAUGCCAUACUUUGUCAAUAUUGUCUCGAUCGGAACAGGAAGACCAUCUCCGGUGGGAAUCAAACGAACCAAGGCAUUCCUCGCUCUCUCCCCAUCGAAUGUUGUGCCAUUUUCUGUUGCCCUCAAGGGCCAAGCCAGUGGAGGGAAACCCUUCCUUUGGUGACAUUGCGAGAAUGACACUACGAGCAAGCGGACCAUGUUCGCUACGAUGCGACAAAGGAAGUUUGCCGUGACUGUGACUACGCAAACGGCACCCCAAGGAGUUCCGGCUCAACAUGGACGUUGGAAAAACUCGCUCCAUGACACAAACGAAUGAAUAAAACCAUGUUGGUUCCGGACCAUUCCGAUGGUUCCGAUUCCUUUUUUAGGUGAGUUUUGUUUUCAAUUAGAGAACGAACAUGUACCAGAACGAGCGGAUGUUUAGAGCAUGCGGCAUUUAUUAACAAGUCGUAAAAAAAUGUUUCGAAAUGCUUUUUCUGAAAACAUGUUUGCAAGAACACGAAUAAUAGGUGCAAAAAAGCACUGCAGAGUAACUCUCUCACAGUCGAAGCUUAUGAAGUGAGAAUAGGUCGUAAACUAUAUAUGAUACUAUAUAUAAUACGAUAUUUAAGACCGAUUAGUGUGGCCCUAUGUGGAAAAAAAAUUCCCGAAUAUUUUUUUUGUAUAAUUUUUUUAAAAUUUGACUUCAAAACAUACACAAAACCACAAAUUUUCACUCUCCAACCCACAUUACCCUUUUUUCCAUCGUGAUUGAAAUAUUUUUAUAAACAACUGCCCCAAAUUUAUUUUUCAUUAUCACAUCCACGUUUUCUUACAAAGCGCACGUUCAUGAGUCUAAUCGCAGAUCUGUUCAUUGAUUGAUCUUCUAAUCACCUUUUAAGAUUAUUUUUUAACUAUAAAAUUUCAGUACUUCUACCAAAACUCGAUAUUAUAUUAACAGAUUAUUUUCAGACACAAUUCUCGUGCAAGAUUUUUCAUCCACUUGCAAAUAACAAUUAACAUUUCUCCAUUACAUGAAAUAAAUGUUUAAUACAGAAAAAAUUAUUCAAUUAAGACAGACCUAAAUCGGACAAAUUCUUUUUCGAGUUUUGCUCUUAUCAACACAUUCGGCGAUCCAUUUUUAUUCAAAUAGAUAGAAGACGAUAUAGGAGUGCGUUUUAUCACAUUAAAAUCCAUUUCCACUUUCGAACAAAAAUCAAUUUCGUUAGCACAAACAUCAAAUGGACUAACGAUUGUCACUUUGUAAUUGUGGAACAUAUGCGAAUUGAACAUUUCGAAUUUUCCCAUUUUCCUUCCGAGUUUUCCGAAAAUUUUCAAUUGUCGCGUUUGGUUGGAAUAUGUGUAUUAUUUUUAUGGAACCCCCUAUCCACUCCAGAGAAGGAAGGGGUGUCAUACCAUCAUACAAGCAUUUCUCGUAACCAAAACCCUCACAUCCCAAAUUUUGCUCCAUUUGCUUGAUUAGUUCUCGAGUUAUGCAGAAAUUUGUGUUUCAUUUGUAUGGCAGCAUCUCCUUAAAGAGAGAGAGAGAGGGGAAAAGUGUCGAACCACCAUAGAGACGUUUAUCGGUCCCUAAAACCUAUAUAUGCCUAGUUUAAUUUCAUUUGCUUGAAUAGUACUUGUGUUAUUCGGCGCACAUGUAGAGGGGUGUCAAACCACUUAAGAAACGUUUCUUGUCUCCUAAAAACUCCACAUGCCAAAUUUAGUUCUGUUUGCCUGAUAAGUUCUUGAGUUAUGUAGACAUUUAUGCUUCAUUUGUAUGGUAGCCCCCCUUAGAGAGGGAGGAGAAGUGUCUAACCACCAUAGAAACUUUUAUUGCACCCUGAAAUUUCCACAUGUGAAAGUUGGUUUCAUUUGCUUGAAUAAUUCGCGAGUAAUGCAGAAAUUUGUGUUUCACUUAUAUGGCAGUCAGGUUUGCCAUAAUAAAAUCUGCAUUUUUGAUCUAAACAAAUCUUUUUAUCUUAGUUAUUUUUCAGAAAAUCUGUAUUUACUUUAUAAGUCCAAUUUUUAGCCAUAAUUUUAGCUUUAUUAUCAUUUUUUGGCAUAGUUAUUAUUGAUGUGACGAUGUUGAUGGUAUCGAACAAACAUGUACAGGGGAACUUCGAUAUACCGUACCCUCGUUAUAACGUACACAUUUCCAAAGUGCAAAAGAAAAUUUUCUUCAAUAUUUUUUUUUCUGAUAGAACAAUGAAUAACCUGUAUUGUGAUGCUAAAAUAAGUUUUGUACCUUCGAUCAAUCCCGAAAUAUAGCUGGUUUUGUGAUUCCGGAUUCUAAAUGAAUCAAGCUUCAAUCAUCAGUACGGAGGGAAACAUCAUGAGAAAGACUGGCUUCGUCUUCUGAUUGAAGUUAUUCAUUAACUUUACCAAAACAGCAACACAAUAAUGUAUUAUAGACUACGUUUGUGAGUACUUUAUUAUGCUUCGAUAUAACGUACAAUUCGAUACAACGUACAAUUUUGAAAGUGAAAUGUACGUUAUAUCGAAGAUUACCUGUACAUAGUAGUAAAAACAAAAUGCUUUAAUGAGGUGUAAUAGAAGUUUUCAAAGUGUCCGGGAUAUGCUUGUUUACAUUGCGCAACAGAAAUACUUUUAUUAUAACACAUUUUUGAACAUACACAACAAUGUAACGAUUGUAAUGAAUUAAGAGGUACCAUAGUGAGGUAACCAUUAAAAAACUAGAUAACUGUCAAUGAAUGAAGAAGGAACAUUAAAAUGCCAUGAAGCCAUGUGAUACGGACAAAUUUGGAUGGAUUAUUUAUCGGAUAUUUUUUAUCUAUACAGCCAUUCCAUGCCAAACCAAUAUAGUGGUUCUCAAAUUUUAGUGAAAAGUGGUAUUUUUUUUAUCACAAAAUAUUAGACUCGUAUUUUUUUUAGGGUGACAUUUUUCAUUUUAGGAUGGUCUGAAAAAUCUUUUUUUUUUCACUUUUACCCAAAAAGGACUUUUUUUUUUAAUUUACAACGUUUAAACCAUUGAACCGAUUUAGGUGACCGAUAUAUCAAAUAGAAGCCAAUGUGCUAGUCUAUAAUUGAAAAAUAUUGAGCUUGCAACAAAAAUGGAUUUUGUUUUCGUAAUUAUUGACUAGAUGGCGCUAUAUUUUUCAUGAUUUUUCUUGAAAGCUUUUUUUUUACAUAACAUAUCUCGAUAUCAGAGACGCUUUUUUUUGUUUUUGAGACAUGAUUUUUAAGAAUUCUCAUUAGCUUCAAUUUGAUAUAUCGAUCAUCUAAAUCAGUUCAGUGGUUCAACAGUUAUGAUUUUUUGAAAAAAGUCAUAUUUGGGAAAAAGUGGAAAAAAAAUUCAAAUCACCCUAAAAUGGAAAUGGUCACCCUAACGAAAAAAUCGCAAAAUACGGCUCUAAUAUUUUGCGACUUUUCAUGGAUAUCUGAGAACCACUGUAUCAUGGAAUGGCUAUAUACUUUUAUUUUUAUUUGAAUUUUCGUUCUUCGACUUGAUGAUUCAUUACAGCAGAUGAUUCUAAAAGUUAUUUGUGUGCUCUCGCACAGUUCGGAAACUUUUUCUACAUCUUUAACUCCAAAGUAGCUUCUUCAAACGCUGAUCCCGCGUCCUCAGAUUUGAUGUACUAGGCAUAAAUAACUCAAUAGAGUUCUGACUCCCAAAUUGGUCAGGUGUAAUUGUUGGGAUUGUUUUGUUCAACCAAUGGUAAAACGCAGUUCAAAAAAAAAUUAAAAUAUGUUUGGUCAUCGAGUCGUUUCAAUUAUUAAAAAAAUCGUCCCGCAGAUCUCAGUGAGAGUUAUCUUGCUGUAGACGAAUUCAGAAUUUUCAUUUCGAUUAAAUAUCAAAUCUAUUCAUAUAAUCUAGUUUCACCAUUAGUAGAACUUUUGAAUCGAAACUGAGCGUUUCAAGAAUAUUAAUCAGCUUAUCAACGGCUACGAAUGGGAUGUUGUGUUCUACCGCCCAAAUUCACUGUCUUCAUACGCUUUGUCCCCAAGGGAAUAGCCUUCAAUGUUCAGGUUGUCAUAGUCCCUAACCUGAUCGGUUACCUCAUUUGUGUAAAGCGCAAUGCAUUUUAAAAUGGUUUUCUCGACUGUGUUAGAAUUCAGAAGCAUUCAUUUCAACGCUAUUGUAACAUAUCAAAUAUUUGAAAUUUAAAAAUUAUCAAUACACCCAGGUUUUUUUACGCGGUUUUUUUACGUGCUUGUUUACGGUAAUUAGUGCUUGUAACGGAGCUUAGCGCUUAUGGAAGAAAUAAGUGCUGCACCUUAUCACGAUUCUUACGUGGAUUUUAGAUGUUAGGUAACGGGUAGCUCAGCGGGCUGUACAACGGGGCGGGGGUUUAACGGGCGGCGCCUCGGUUUACACAUCACAAAGGAAUCUUCUAGCAACAGCAGAUAUCCUCAUUCGUGAGGAAAACCGAACUAUAGCUACCAGUAACCAACGAAAUUGCAGGAAAAAACUACGCGUUUUCGGAAGUGAGUAACAAUCAACUUUUUAUUUCCGUUCCACGUAAGGAUAGUCUCAUUUGAUAUCUAUCAUUAGGUGACAUGGUUUUUUUUACGCGGAUUUUCGAAUUAACGUGGUUUUUUUACGCGGAUUUUCCAAUUAACGCGGUUUUUUUACGAGGUACGUAUCCCCCGCGUAAAAAAAACUGGGUGUAUUCAAAUACAUUAAUAAGGAAUGUCUAAACCGAUUGAAAUAUGGAUCCACAUCAUGUAAAUUCAUUGAGAAAUAACUGAGAAAAAAGCGCUCAAAGUGAACAAUUUUCGUAAAGUGAUCAAUCUUCAGUUUAUGAAUUUGUACUUCCAAAAGCGGACUUAUGGAUAUUUUCACCUUAGAUCGAACAUGAGGAAUCAGGAUAUUAUGUUGAAUAUGAAGGUCAGAAAAGAGAUGACUCUCAUUUAUGUCAUGAAGAAUGUAAAGUGGUAAAAAAAUUAUUGUCAUCAAUCAAUAACGUUAUUUUAAAAAAAUUGUAUAUUCUGUAUGAACACCAAAAAAUCUGUAAUCUGUAACUACAGAUUAUUGGUUUUGAAAAUGCUGAAAAAUCUGUGGAAAUACAGAUUAUUCUGUAGAUAUGGUAACCCUGAUGGCAUUGUAUUUAGCAACAAGAUCCUACCAUAGAAACUACAUUCACUAUAAACAACAUUACUCUCUUUGAAUUAUUGUUUAUGAACAUUACGGACAGAGGAGACGAAACAAACAAGAGGGUUUAACGCGGUCAGGAAAACGUUAUUCUACGAAAAUGCCAACAAAGAAUAAACUUUCUCCGUACAAUUACCGGCACCUGGUGGGGAGCCCAUCCCGAAGAUCUUAUAAUGUUGUAUCGAACAACUAUUCUCUCAGUGAUGGAGUAUGGCAGUUUCUGUUUUCAAUCAGCUGCCAAAACACACCUCAUUAAACUCGAGCGAAUUCAGUAUCUUUGUCUCCGUAUCGCGUUGGGAUGUAUGCCCUCAACGCGUACCAUGAGUCUCGAGGUUUUGGCAGGCCUACUCCCACUAAAAGAUCGCUUCAAUUUAUUAUCUCUUCGGUUCUUCAUCCGGUGUAAGGUCAUGAACCCAUUGGUGAUCGGAAAUUUUGAGCAGCUGAUCGAGCUAAAUUUUCACUCCGGAUUCAUGAGUUCAUAUCAUGAAUUCAUCUCCAUGCAGGUUGAUCCUUCUUCGUAUAUUCCCAACCGUGUUUGUUUCCCUGACUACAUCAAUUCCUCUGUGCAUUUUGAUCUGUCCAUGAAGCAAGAUAUCCAUGGAUAUUCAGAUUACCAACGAUCGAGGAUCGCUCCAACGAUCUUCGAUGAAAAAUAUAGGAGUAUCAAUUGUGAUAAUAUGUACUUUACUGAUGGGUCCACUAUAAAUGAGUCCACAGGAUUUGGAGUGUUCAACGAAUUUUUAAGCACCUCACACAGUCUUCAGAAUCCUUGCUCAGUGUAUAUUGCUGAAUUGGCAGCAAUUCAUUGGGCGCCUCACGACCUGUUGAACACUAUUACAUUGUAACGGAUAGUCUUAGCUCUGUCGAAGCUAUCCGUUCAGUGAGGCCGGAAAAGCACUCGCCGUACUUCCUUGAGAGAAUACGAAAAAUUUUGAGUGCUUUAUCCAGACGCUGUUACGUCAUUACCUUUGUGUGGGUCCCUUCCCAUUGCUCAAUUCCGGGUAAUGAGAGGGCUGACUCAUUAGCAAAGGUAGGUGCAAUUGAAGGCGAUAUUUAUCAGCGUCAAAUCGCCUUCAAUGAAUUUUAUUCUUUAGUCCGCAAAAAUACCAUCGCUAACUGGCAACGCAAGUGGAAUGAAGAUGAAUUGGGCCGUUGGUUUCACUCGAUUAUCCCUAAGGUUAGCCUCAAUCCGUGGUUCAAAAGUCUGGAAUUGAGUCGGGACUUUAUACGCACCUUCUCCCGACUCAUGUCCAAUCAUUGUUCUUCAGAUGCACUACUCUUUCGUUUCAAUCUUGCCAGCAGCAAUCUCUGUGUUUGUGGCCAAGGUUAUCGCGACAUCGAGCACGUUGUUUGGUCGUGCGAGGUGUAUCUGGUCACCAGAUCGAAUUUAGAAAACUCCCUUCGGGCCCGAGGAAGACAGCCCAAUGUGCCGGUGAGAGAUGUGUUGGCUCGGUUAGACCUUGAUUACAUGUCCCAUAUAUAUGUUUUCCUUAAAGCUAUCGAUCUUCGUGUGUGAUUGUCCCUAUGUCCUUAUACCCUCCUUUCCUUCCUUUGCGGGUAAUUCGUCCCCUUGCUAUAAAUAGUAGAAUAAGUUGAAAUGUAAAAACACUAUAGAUAUACAAACAGAUUUAAGAAUUGAGUUUUCAUCAACAUUGUUACAGUUUUCUUAUACACCAUCCUUCUCCUAAAAAUAUGUCACCCUUCUAAACUCGAGUACACCGCGAGUAAUCGGUUCUCCACCUUACUAACCAUAGAUGUAAGAAAAUUGUUUAUAUAUAAGUUGUUUAUAUAUAAGUUACUGAGCCUGCAAAAAUAAACGAAUUAAUAAAAAAAAAAAACAAACGAGUUCAUUUUGUUCAUAUCGCUGUUGCAUGAGCAAAUUUGCUAUAAUGAAUGAAUGCGACAUUGAGUGGGGUUCAUAACUUCGCUGUUAUUUAUACUUUGGAUAUCAAAAGCAACAAAUUGAUAUUCAUCACAUCCGAAACGAUAUUCGUUCUGGCAGAGAAUUUAAGUUCAAAAUAAAUUUUACUUGGCGAGACGGUAGCAACGGCAUAUGCAGAAUGGAUACAACGAGUAGUUUUAGCUACCGUCAAGUCAUUUGCGACAUCGGGAAUUUCAUAAGGUAUUUCCGAUUACGGCAUCCGGAAACUGCAAAACCCAACCGCACACAGCAGCCUCAGAUUAGAAGUUAACAACAGCUGAUAUUCAUUUGGCUGAAAUGAAAUUCAGUUCUGACGUUUCCGAUAAUCAUGAUGAAAAUGACACUGGGUGGAAAAAAUAAACAUCAAAACAUAUUGAAGGACAAAAGUUCAUUUGCUCAUAUUCAAUGGUUGCCUGGAUCUGUCAUUUUAAUUUUCGUUUGGAAUACAUAGGUUUUCGAUGCAACCUAGCCUGAAAAUCUAUGCAUUUGAUCUUAGCGAAGAUGAUUUUUUCCAACACUGGGUAAAUGUGAUAUGCUAGAAAACCGAAUCAAGUUGAAAACCCAUCGAACAUCGAACAUAGUGGUUAACUGCUACCCUCAAACGAUCGUAAGAAGAGACUGAAGCGUUCCAAACCAAUUCAGAACCAUAACAAAGGUGAGGUUAAAGAAGGGCUUUAAAUAACUUGAUUUUGGUUGAACCAUACUCGCUGAGAGUUUAAGAUGUCGUAGGCCUGCAUUAGGGUGGCAAUAGGUGUAUGGAAAAAAUUUCAUCAUCGCAAUCAAAAGCACUCAAAGUUUUAAUUGUUGCCCAUUCAGGCUAAGACUCAAAAGGACCAAACUUUUUUUUUCGAGAUGACACCAAAUCUCGACGUUUUAUGCAUUUUUAAGUUAUUUGGCAUCGAAAAAAAAACGAUCUUCCAAACAUCCUUUACUCCCCCUUGGAAGAUUUUCGAGGAUCAAAAAAUCAAGACUUUGAGCGUUUUGAGGCACCCCUAAAUCAUGUCCGAUUGAGCUGAAAUUUGGCACAGGUCUUUUUUUGGGCCAACAAACAAAAUAUACAUGGUCGGUUUUUGAAGUUUGACAUGACCAUUUUAGCUGAUACCUUAGCCCGCAUAACUUUUUCCGCAUUGUGAAUUCACUUGCUCAUUCCAUUCUAGGUUAAGUUGAAAAAUCACAUCAUGAUUGGGAGCUUUAUCGACAUACUCAAUUUUUAUUAUUAUUGAUUGAUUAUGUUUGGUAAAUCUGUGCGCGCGUGACUUCUAGCAAUAAAAAUUGUUUUAAUUUUUUUUGAAUCAAUAGAAGGUAGAUUAUCCGAGGACCAUUUUCAAACACUCUUCAGGCCAGUGUUAGUUAACCGAACAAAUAUGAACAAAUAUAAAGUUGCAACAUCAUCUGUGAAUGGUGACAAUUUUCAAAACUAAUGGUAAAUCGUUUAUAAACAAUGAAAAAAGUAGUGGACCGAAAACAAAUGCUUGGGGUACUCCAAAUAAAACAACUAAUUGAGCUGAAUAGUUUUCCACCAAUUUCCACUAUCUGAGUACGAGAGUUCAGAUAAGAACUGAUGAGAAAAACAGUUUGACGACUAAAGUGAAAAUGUCAGGACAGUUUACACAAUAAUUUGACGUGAGAUAUCAAAUGCUUUAGAAAAAUCUAUCAGAAGCAAAAAGUCACCCCUUUUUUUGUGUAUCAUCAAGAACCUUCAGCAGCGCUGAAGUAAUACUGUUACCGGAUCUGAAACCAUACUGAUUAGGACUGAUCAGAUUAAACCGUCGAAUAAAGUAUUGAAUUAGAAAUUUCAAAAUUUACUCAAAAAUAUUGGACAGCGAACAUAAAAUACCGAUUGGACGAAGAUUGUUCAAACAAGUAAACGCAGGUUUCUUACGAAUUGGAAUAAUCUAUGUAGCUUUCCAGGCACGAGGAAAUUUAGCAGUCGUUAUAAAUAAAUUGAAGAGAUCAGUUAUGGGCGUAAUUACGAUUGGAAAAAUAGUUUUAAUAAACCUCUAAGGAAUUCAUACCGAUAACAUUAGAGCUAAUCAAAACUAUAGUAUGGCAUUCCAGAUUUCCAACUCGUUACACGAAACAAAUGAAAAAUCAUCAAUGUUAGGAAGGGAUAUUCAUAUAGCUAUAUUUAGCUUGGUUAACUAAUAGAGUUACUUAAUUACGGAGUCUUUUAAACUGAAAUGGUUCUGAUAACUUCUACUCCUUGUCCAUUGGCGAUAUGCAGCAUCUCUAGCUAUCAUAGCAUUUAAAAUGUUAUUGCUGAACCAAGGUGCAUUUGCUUUGGGAAUAUGAGUUCUCAAUGGAAUAUACUGCCUUUCUACGCAUAGUUGUCUCAUGUUACUUUUUGACAAUUUUCACUUUUCUUCAUAAAACGAUGUUUUCAUGCCUAAUAUUCCGAAAAACACAAAAAAAAGUUAUUGUUUGUUCCCAGCUUUUAAAAAAACAACACCAAGCUCAAUUGUCCCAUGUUGAUAUUCUAGGCAUAGCUGUCUCGCAAUGUAUUUUUUUAGAUCCAUCAUAAAUAAAUUGGUUCAAAUACAAGAAUUAUAUGCCACGCUUUCAGCAGGGGCCAAUGUACUCAUUUCUGGUUUGGAAAAGCGAACUAAUUCUCAAAAAACAAAAACAAAAAAGUUUAACAGAACACGUGUACAUCUUGUUAGUGAAUGCCUAAUAACAAUGAGAUUUAUAUUAUGCAAAGGUGUUGCAGAUCACUUCCUUCUUCAUAAAACGAUGUUUUCUUGCGUAAUCUUUCGGAAAAUAUCAAAAAACUUAUUGUUUGUUCCCAGAAUUUCAAAAAACAACAUCAAGUUCAAUUUUCCCAUGUUGAUAUUCUUGGCAUAGCUGUCCCACUAUGAAUUUUUAAACUUAUAAUCUAGCUUGAUUGAUUUAAGUGAGGGGAAUUUUUCACAUUUCAUUAGACAAUAGUUUUCUUCUGAUAAAAAAACCCGAUGUAUUGCUGAAUUGAAAUGCUUCAAGCUUCUGGUAGACAAAUAUGCUAGAAAACUUUGAUAGAGAGUUUCUCGGUUGCUGAUUUUGGAACAUGGGACAACUAUGCGUAGAACGGCAGCAUAGUUCCCAUAAAUUUCAAUAAUAGGUUUGUUGAAGAAAUCAAGUGACAUCGCAGGAUUCUUUGCCAUGCGAUGUUGCAAAAAAAGAAGCCAUCCAACAUCUUUAUCAUAGUUAUUCUUAAAUUGGGAAAGACUGGAAAAGUUCUUUUAAUUUUAUAUUGUGAUGCAACCGCAUCGGACAUGAAAUGAAUUUAGCUCAAAUUAAAGUGCUGUUCUCAAUAUAAUUAAGAAUUCGGCUAUUUAAAACUUAUGUCUCUGAGCCUGUAAAAAUAAACGAAUUAUUAAAAAAAACGUGCUGUUCUUGACAUACCGUAAAAAUUAACCACAUCACUUAGUUAAUUCAAGCAUUGCAGUCGAAAAUUAUGUAUGUACUCUUUUAGGAAAAUUCUCUUCUCUUCUAAAAUCAUUCUAAAACAACAAAAAGUUGAGGAUUUUCAGUGAAUUUUAUGUUCAAAUCACAGUAUUUCAGAAACGGUAGGUUUUAUCAAAAUGUUGCCGUACACCGUUUUGACUGAAAAUCAUGCGUAUUUUCAUGAAAACGAGUCUAAAAAUAACUUCAACAAUUUUCAAUAAUCGAACUUUUUCGAAAAUAUUAGAAUUUUUUUGUUCAUUUCGCCGCUCUGUGCAAUAAACUUUCGUAGUUAUCCGCUGCAGCAUAUCGAAAAAUAAAAUAAAAAAACAGGAAGUAGGAUAUAUCUGUGGUAUAACCGCAAGGUUGACGUAGGACUGUCGUUGAUUUGGUGAUCAUUUGUUUGAAGUUGAAUCUAAAUCCAUUAUGACUGAAUGAAUAAAUGAAUAUUUGGGGGACUUCGAAAACGAGAGCGUUACGUUGGAGGCACAGAGUUUUAUGCGCCCAAUACUGGAUACGAAAAUAUUCUACUGAUGGGGAAGAAUAAUUUUCAGAAUCUUUCCUGUUAAUUGCACUUGAUUGAAAAAUCACAAAACAAAAUGUAUUUGGUCGUAUUAUCAUAAGAAUAGAAAACAUUAAAAUAAACUCUUUUGCUUGAAUGUAAUUUUCAAUUGCAAGUGGAACUGACAGGUUAUUUUGCAGCAACGAUGACAUCUUUCCGGAUUCUUCUCGAUUGCUCGAUAACCACCAAACGAAAAGUAAAAAGUAACAAGUAUAUAACGUGUAGACAUUUUAUCUUUCGAUUGAAGUGUUUAUGAUACCAUUCCGUCCAGUUGUUUAAGAGCUAUUAACACUCAUAAACUCGUUCUCCGGCGUAACGCUUUCGUUUUCGAAACUUUGAUUUUACUCCCCAGUAUAGAAAUGAAAGACGUAGUCCUACGUCAAAAAAUCAAGAACACUUCUUUUGAGACAAUUAAGUUUCAAGUGUUAUUUUCGAAAUAAAAUAAAAAUAAUACAAUUUUCUAACAGUGCAUACUUUCGCCACAUAGUCCUAACAAUAACCUAUAACAUUGCGGAAGACACCAAGUCAAUAGAACCAACUGUUUCUGAGUUAUGUUUUGUUGAGAAGCAGUAUUUGCUUAGGCCCUCCUCAAAAGUAAAUCUACCGUCAAAAUGGCUAACUGACGAUGCAAAUCGCCCUUUUUGAUCAUGAGGAUUGCGUCUUACAGUCGAAGUUUAUACCAUUCUCUAUCGAUAUAAAUAUCGAUAAAAUUUCUCUCUACACUAAUAAUGGAUGCAUACCUACUCUAUGCGUAAUUUCAAUCCACAAGAUGUGGAUUUUGUAUUAUUAUUGUGACCUGAAAGUGAAACAUGUCAACAUGAAGUCAUAUUUCAUUUGCUCCGUAUAUUCUCGAAUAAAAAGUGAAUUUAAUAAAAUUAAGUUGCAUUCAAACGCCGUUACAUGAAUGCAUAAUAAUGUUCCUCUAUCCAACCGGCGAAUCCUCCACCACCGAAAAAAAUCCAUCGUUGCAACCCCAAAUUCUUCCCGCAGAACACAACGCAUAAUCACACGCCUUUUUUGGGACAAACAGAAACACAGAUGGUCACAGUUUAGGACCCACAAAACGCAUACAAAAAAGUCAAAAGAAAAGUAUUACUUAGUUCAAAUUUUAUCACCUAAAGAGAGCAGCAGAUGAAUGUGUACAUAGGGUAAAAGUGAAGCAGAGAGAGAAAAACAACGCUGUAAAUAUAGAUAAUGUCAACACUUAAUGAAUGAAACAAAUGUGGAGAAAGGUCGUAAGCGAAAAAACAAUAUAUAUUUUAAAUUCCGAGAGCGCGGACAGUUCGUGCGAUUGUCGAACCGUGGUUUUGAUUUCGUUAACGGAACGAUCGAAGUGAACAACGAAACCUUUUAGGUGAGCGAGAUCUGUGUGUUGAGUUUUUUUCCAAUAUCGAAUGACAGAUUUUUAAUGGAAUGGAAUUCAGAGAGAGAUUAUUUUAUAUAUAUGAAAAAAGCAGAAACACUCGAGUUGCGAUUCGGAUGGGGUGAAAAAAAUGUAAUUUAUUCAACAAAGACAGAGGAAGAAUAAAAAAAGCAGAGAACAUUUUAUUUAAA
Toxorhynchites rutilus septentrionalis is the source of this 18511-nucleotide messenger RNA. RefSeq lists its product as uncharacterized. Gene Ontology annotation, molecular function: protein binding. The transcript is spliced from 19 exons. Lineage: Eukaryota; Metazoa; Arthropoda; Insecta; Diptera; Culicidae. The record is from RefSeq and is a predicted model, not a curated record. The coding region runs from base 1928 to 4855 and encodes 975 amino acids.